Molecule: messenger RNA, 7552 nt
Organism: Oreochromis aureus
Lineage: Eukaryota; Metazoa; Chordata; Actinopteri; Cichliformes; Cichlidae
Gene: nfasca
Product: neurofascin homolog (chicken) a
Exons: 34
Coding region: 337-4434 (1365 amino acids)
Biological process (GO): brain development; cell-cell adhesion
Molecular function (GO): cell-cell adhesion mediator activity
Source: RefSeq, a predicted model, not a curated record
GCGAGCCGGAGGAGAGCCCUGCACUGCAUUAACGAGAAAGAGCACAGAGGAGGUGGAGGAUAGUUUUCUGAUGCCGAGCUGACGGUGCCCGGUGGUGGAGCGGAGAGUGGAGCGGCUGACAAUCGCAGGAUUGAUGGAGAUGGAGAGACAGCAUAGUCACCCAGCACUGCUGUACACCUGGACAAAAGAGCUGCACUGACAGAGGUCUGCAAAGUGCUUCUAACACAGUGGGUGGACAAGGAAGCUGUCCACAUACGUGAACGUUAUCAGCACGGCUGUCAGGACAGAGUCUAGCCAACUUUGAGGGGGCAAAGUCAGCCAGUUGGAGGGACAGAGAUGUUGUGGCAGGACAAGCAUGCGGCCCUGACUUUUAUGUCAUUACUGCUGCUACUGUGGCAGGAAGCAGCACCCAUUGAAGUCCCAGAAGACCCAAAGAUCCAGCAAGACUUGAAGCAGCCCCCAACUAUCAUGAAACAGUCAGUAAAGAACUACAUUGUGGACCCCAGAGAUAACAUCAUCAUUGAGUGUGAGGCCAAGGGCAACCCAGUGCCAACGUUUUCAUGGCGAAGAAAUGGGAAGUUUUUCAAUAUUGGGAAAGAUCCCAGGGUGACGAUGCGAAAGCGCUCAGGAACCCUGGAGAUCGGCUUCCGCAGCGGAGGCCGGCCAGAGGACUACGAGGGAGAAUACCAGUGUUUUGCCACCAAUGACUUUGGAGUGUCUCUGUCCAACAAAAUCCUGCUCCGGGUCUCCAAGGCUCCUCUGUGGCCUAAGGAGGUGCUGGAGCCAGUAUCUGUGACUGAAGGCUCCCCACUGGUUCUACCUUGCAACCCCCCACCAGGUCUGCCUCCUCCGUUCACCUUCUGGAUGGACAGCAAUAUGAGUCCAAUCCCUCAGGAUAAACGAGUGUCCAUGGGUCUUAAUGGAGACCUCUACUUCUCCAACGUUUUGGCCCAAGAUGCAAACACAGACUACAGCUGCAAAGCUCGCUUUCUGUUCACACACACCAUCCAGGAGAAGAACCCAUACAAACUCAAAGUUCAGACCAAGGAGCCAUACAAUGACACAUCUUACAAUGCCUCUGAGCCCCACGGUGACCGUAAAGUAGCAGAGUCCACGCCGACCUUCCUCUCACCAUCAGGAAGUGAGAGCUCCAAAAUGGUGCUGCGAGAUGAGCAGCUGCUGCUGGAGUGUAUCGCUGCUGGACUUCCAACACCCAUCAUCAAGUGGUUUAAGAAAGGUGGGGAGCUGCCAGGGCAGAAGGUGAAGUUUGAGAACUUCAACAAGACCCUGAAGAUUGUUAGUGUGUCAGAGGAGGAUGCUGGCGAGUAUGUAUGCAUGGCCAACAAUCAUUUAGGCACCAUACGCCACUCCAUCUUUGUUCAAGUUAAAGCGGCUCCUUACUGGUUAGUCAAGCCAUCAGACCAGGUGCUAGCCCCAGAAGAGACUGGACGCCUGAUAUGCCGGGCCAAUGGCAACCCUAAACCUCACAUUGAGUGGCUUGUCAAUGGGCAGCCUAUAGAGAGCUCUCCCACCAACCCAAACAGACAGGUGCUCGGAGACACCAUCAUCUUUCGCUCUGUGCAGAUUGGAAGCAGCGCCGUGUACCAGUGUAAUGCCUCCAACGAGCAUGGCUAUUUGUUAGCCAACGCCUUUGUCAACGUUCUUGACCUGCCCCCGAGGAUGCUGGGCCCCAAAAACCAGCUAAUAAAAGUCAUUAAGAACAACCGCACCUUCCUAGACUGCCCCUUCUUUGGUUCCCCUUUACCGGAGCUACGCUGGUUUAAGAACGGACAGGGCAGCGGGCUGGAUGGAGGCCAGUACCGUGUUUACAUUAAUGGUACCCUGGAGAUAAAGCGGGCCCAAGCAGAGGACGAGGGAACCUACACCUGUGUGGCCAGCAGCAUCUUGGGAAAAGCUGAAAACCAAGUGCGCCUGGAGGUCAAAGAGCCAACUCGCAUCAUUCAGGCCCCCGAGCACCAGUCAGCCAUCAGGGGCUCCACAGCUCGCUUCACUUGUAGGGUGACGUCUGACCCCAGCCUUCCUGUCAGUGUGGCCUGGAUGAAGGAUGACAAGCCUCUUUACUUGGGAUGGAGGUUGAAGAAGGAUGAUGAGUCCCUGUCGAUCCCCAAUGUGAACGAGGGUGACGAGGGGACGUACACCUGCACUGUUAAAUCUGAGAUAGACCAGCUGUCAGCCUCUGCUCGCCUCACAGUAUUAGAGGUGGCCACUCUCAACCCCUCAGUCUCUAGUGCCUUGCUUCCAGCCCGUCCAGACCCCCCCAUGGAUCUGGAUUUGUCGGACCCAGCAGCACGCAGCGUUCGCCUCACCUGGAUCCCUGGAAAAGACCACAGGAGCCCCAUCACAGAGUUCUUGGUCCAGUUUGAAGAGGACCGCUGGGAGCCGGGUAGGUGGCAGAACUUGUCAUCUUACCCUGGAGACCUCAACUCUGUCAUCCUGCAGCUCGCUCCCUUUGUCAACUACCAGUUCAGGGUCAUCGCCAUCAACUCGGUAGGUCAGAGUGAUCCCAGCCGCCCCUCGCCCCGAUACAAGACAACUGGAGCUGCACCAGAUGCCAUUCCCAAAGGCCUACGGGGUUGGGGGUCCAGAAAGGACAAUAUGGAGAUCACCUGGGAGCCUCUCCUUGAUCUGGAAAGAAAUGGUCCAAACCUGCACUACAUUGUGUGGUGGAGACGAAAAGACGUUGAGGAGGAGUGGAAUAACGUGACCAUAUUGGGGGCCAAACAUGUGGUCCACAAUACAGAAAUCUAUGUGCCUUAUGAGAUCAAAAUCCAGGCCAGGAAUGAGUUUGGAGCAGGACCAGAGUCUAACAUGGUGAUUGGAUACUCUGGAGAAGACAAGCCCACUGAUGCUCCCACUGACCUGCGGGUAUCAAAGGUUGACAGCACCAAAGUUAUCAUCCACUGGAACCCUGUGGACCUGAACUCUGUCCAGGGAGAGUUCAAGGAGUAUAGAUUAUACUACUGGCGUGAGUCUAGUCAGGUUCCAGGUCUGGUGGUCAUUAAGGAGAAGAAGGUCAAAGGUUUUUAUAGCACUACGGUCAAACCAUCAGGCAUGCUCAGUGACCUGGUGCCGUACUCUAACUACAAGAUGUUCAUGGUUGUGGCCAACAAUCGCUUUGAGAGUCAACCCAGCAACACUGUGGAAUUUACCACCAAAGAAGGAGUUCCAGACGCUCCAAGGUUCUUCAAGAUUAAUCGCAGAAGUUUGGACACGAUCCACUUGGAAUGGGCUAAACCUCUGGAGCCCAAUGGCAUUCUGACUGGAUACCAGCUCAAGUACCAAACAGUCAACGGUUCCAAGGUGGGUCCUUUCCAGCUGGAGACGUUCUUUCCUAAUGUGACAGAGUUUUUCCUUCGCGUGCCGGACCGUUCCUCCCGCUACAAGUUCUUCCUGUCAGCACUGACUCAGGUGGGAAAGGGGGAGGACUAUGCUGAGGAGUCUCCACACUUCACUAAUGAAGAAAACUUUACUGACACGACAGAUCUAGUCGAGCUUACCGACUCCUUUGUGGCUUCUGGUUUCACUCCUACUCCUACUCCUUUUGGUUAUCCUUCUCCUACUACCAUUGCUCCUACAACCAUUAGUACCUCAACUACUCCCACUCCUACAACUACGACUUCAACCACUACUAUUGCCACCACUUCUACUACUGAGGCAACCACUACCAUCCUUCCAAUGCUGUUCACCACCAAGCGUAUUGACCAGAAUGUGUUGGUGGACUCUGGGCGAGAGAUCUGGAAUUUGACGGUGGAACCUAACAGUAACUACGCUAACGUCAGCUGGACACACAACUUCCCGCCCGGCAGCAGCGAUUUUGUACUAGAGUUCAUUCUAAACAGUAACAACACGAAGAAAGAUGUAAAGAGUCAACAGCCCCCCAUUAUUGUGGUGGAUCUCAUCCCAGGCGUCGUGUAUCACCUGAGAGUUUACUCCCAUCUAUUCAACAAUGUCAGCAGCAAACAAGUCACCUUUAAGACCAAAGCAGCCUACAUAGACCAGGUAGACAUAGCCACACAGGGCUGGUUCAUCGGAUUGAUGUGCGCCAUCGCCCUUAUCAUCCUGAUCCUCCUCAUCGUCUGUUUCAUCAAGCGGAGUCGUGGAGGAAAGUACCCAGUGCGAGAUAAAAAAGAUCUCCCCUUGGAUGCAGUGGAUCAAAAAGACCAGGAUGGAUCCUUUGAUUACCACAGUGACGAGGACAACAAGCCUCUGCAGGGCAGCCAGACUUCACUGGAUGGCAACGUAAAGGAAAGUGAUGACAGUCUGGUGGACUACGGCGAGGGUGGAGACGGGCAGUUCAACGAAGACGGUUCUUUCAUCGGCCAAUAUACAGUGAAGAAGGACAAGGAUGAGACGGAGGGCAACGAGAGCUCCGAGGCCACUUCACCUGUGAAUGCCAUCUACUCGCUGGGAUAGCGGCUCAACAGCGCACGCGGGGAACUUGGGCACACCCUCUGAUUUGUUAUGAUAGAACCAGACACAUAUACCAACACACAUGAUUCUGAGUAUAUGAAACACAUUACACACAGUGAAAGCAGCAGUGGCGCCAGUCUGGAGACUGUCUAGGCUCUCCUCUGCAGGUAACGUGGAAAAAGAUGCGACCACAAGCCUUUAAUUUAUUUUUCCAGUUCUAACAAUAUGGUCCAUGGACACAUCUGGAGAAAGUGGACAAUGCUCGUUUUCCUUUGUGCUCUGCCUGCCCUUUACCCACACAGACUUGAAGUGUGCCUUCGGGAGGCAUCAAACAUGCUUUAGAGAUUUUUUGGUUUGUGACUCAGCUCUGCUUCCCGAUAACCUCCCCUGUGCCCGGCAUACCUCUGCGUAACCAAGUAAAGUAGUCACAGAGGUUAAAUAUACAUACACACUCUGGCCACAUCCUGUAACAUAUCAGCUUCUAACCAUAGGAUGCCGGCAGAUAUGUUUAUCAUAUUGAUAUUUAGGCAAUGAAAGAUUUUAGUUUUUCCACAGCUGAUAGAGGAGUCCGUGAAACUUAACGAAUGCUGUAUAAAGUCCUGGCACACAUUUUAGUGCCCUGCAAAUCUAUGCACUAUCACCUCCAUACCCUUUUUGGUUCCAUCUGGUUAGUAAAAAUACACAUUGUGGGCUUCUUUUUAGCAGACUCAGUUCCAAGGUGGUUUGCCUUGACCUUUGUUGCAGGCAUGCAUCUGUUUCCUCUUAUCCUGUGUUGCAGCUGUUCAAAAUGCUUUUCCUGGGAAAAGCCGUUUCAUGCUUUGAGCUCAGUUACAGUAUGUGGUUAAUUAAACCCAACGUUGUUCUGAAGCAUGGUAAUAAACUUAGGUUUGCUCAAGAAACACCAGCGCACUAAAAAACCAGUGAAUUCCCUAUUAAGCAUGUGGGCUUGUGCUACAUUCAUGUCUAGCUGACAGGGUUCGAUGGCAGUGAUUCCCAUAUUAGUGUGGGAAUCAUUGCCAUCGUGUUGUUGGAAUGUGGGAAAAACUGCAAAAGGGAGAAGUUUGAAUUCAGUGUCUCCUGCUGUGAACGUAAUCGUGAAAGACAUUGGAAAUUUUUAAGUCCAGUCUGCUAUUCAAAGACAGUUUAGUCUGUGAACUCGAGGAGGUAUGGGUCAAACUGCCAACCUCUCAAUUAUUGGAUGACCUCAUCAAAGCACAAGAUGACUGGUCAGUCACAGUCCUGGAUCAGUAUUCUUCUAAUAGGUUUGUACAACAGACAAACCUUCUUUGCAUCUGUGAGGCUCCUUAAUUCUGUUGACUUUGUUAAAGAGUUACAUCCAAUCAGGUAAACUGGCAGUUUUGAAAGUGUGUUUUAUAACCAGGCCAAAUGUAUGGUGGACACACAGGGACAUAUUUCAACUGAAAGAAAAUAUUCUUCUACCCCUCUUUAGCACUGCAGGUAUCUUCAUUUUGUCUCCUGGAUCAUGAAUGUAGCACCAGAAGUCAUGAUCCAUAAGCCGUGUCCACAGUAAACUUUGUGCGUUCAGCUUCACUCAGGCUGUGCAGACAUUAGUACCACACACUGUAUACAAUGACCUCCAGUACUCACUGUUAUUGGAACAGCCACAGAUGUGUUGCUCUGAAAGAGUCCAAUUAUUUUACUUUAUUGCCUUGAGGUGCUGUAUAUUGCAAGGUACAACAUCGGAGAGCGAAGCCCAACAAUCACAUGAUGUAGAUAAGGUACAUCCUAAUCAGUGAGGUAAGUGCACUGCACUCUGUGAGUUUAGCCUGAACCCACCUUCACAGAGGGACCACGGCCUCUUUGGUUCUUUGAAUCUUUAUAAACUCCAAAAAGACAUGAUUACAAAACACUGUUACGUGAUACAAAUGAUCUAUAGAACGAAAGGUACAAUUCACAGCCACACUUAAAAAUAAAAGUUAUUCGCUUCAUUUGACAUUUUUGCCUGAGUAUCAGAUCCAUCCUGUUGUAAGACUCACUGGCCUUAAGUUGCUAUAAAGGUUCACCAAACAGUUGUUGGCACUCAUGCUGUAGUUACUGAAGCUACUAUUAAACCCAUGAGUGCUACAUCAAACAGGCUGACAUUUGGAAUAUUUAUUUGUUAUUUAUUACAUGAUGUGGAUAGCAUUAAUAUAUUAGUUCUUAAUUUAAUUCACUUCAUUUUUAUGUACAACUGAGCCAAACUACCGAUGGCUACAGAAUAAAAUUAUUGUUCAUCAUGAGAGGCAUCAACACACAACUGUAUGUUCAAGAUAUUUUUCUAGCAGCUGCAUUUUCUGCUGUAACUGAUACACAAAAAUAUAUCUGUCAAAGACGUCACGUCUCCGUCCAUUCUUAUACUCGUGUUGUAUCACUGUUACUCUGUGUUGCUGUUCAGACUUAAGUAGCAUAACCUUUCCAUCAUUCUGAGAAUGAAUUGAUGUGUUUUCAUUAUUUCAUUAUUUGGUAUUUAUUUUGUACAUCAGAGUCCUGAAAGAAAAUCCUACCUUUGUAAAUACUGAAGACUGACCCCCACCCGCCCAAUGAGAGUCACAAAUCUGCAUCCACCAAGCAGCUGUAGUGGUGCAGUCUGCCAGUCUGUCAUACACCUUUGUUAUGUAGCUUUGAUUAAUCUUUGCACUCUGAGGAGAAAUCAUCCCUUUGCAUUGACAUUGUCAUAUAUGGACUGUGGCAAGCCUUCUCGGGUGUGCUGAUGGCUUGGUUUGUGUGUUCUGAAAGAGAAAUAUGUGCGAUUCUAUUGUGUACAAAGUAACAGCUCAUGCAGUGUACUACCUGAGUUACACAAACUACUAAAAGACCUGAGAACAUGAAUUUCCUGAGGUCCCCUCCUUUUCUUGAAUAGGGGCUGGAUACACAGGCAUGACAUGUGUCUCAUUACAGGGGUCAACAACUUUGACCCCUGUAAUGUAUUCCACUUUGUUUGUUGGUCUUUGUUCCCCAUUACAACUCUUCUCAGGUGCUCUUUGUCAACUUGUAAACCUACAUAUCCACAAAAACCUUGGUAAAAAGUCUUAAACUAGGGAAAAUCAUUCAUUUUCUGAACUUCCUCUUUCUUAAUGUGUCCUAGUGUGAGACUGCCAAUAAACUGUAGCCCCAAACCUGA